CCCAAAGGUACGGGCACGGGCCGCUGCCUCCAGGUCUGGCGAACCCUAAUGCAGUGACGGUACAAAAAGAGGCCUGUCUCUCUUCCCACUUCCUUUUGCAACUCUGCUGUGUCUGCAAUUCCUUUGACCAUAGGGAUAACUGCCUCUUCCGCCACCGCCAGGAUGCAUCUAAGUACAUUGGCCGCACUCUCACUGUCCCCGUUGUUCGGCUCAGUGCUGGCAGCAGCGCAAGAGCCACUGCGCAGCAGACAAGACGACACGGGUUCCCCUCCCAUUGAAGCGAAAUGGCCACACCAAACCUUCAAGUCCCGUCCAGACCUGCAGCCUCCCGUGUUGGACAUUGCCAAGCACGGCCCCGUGGCUGAGGGAUACCUCUUCUUCACUGUCGCGGGUGACGCGGCACACAACUACUCGACCUUCAUCAUGACUGACGAGGGCGAGCUGGUGUGGCAGUCGCCCCUAGCAAUACACACCAACGCGCACGUGCAGACCCUCGUCGACACCAACGCCACCACCACCACCACCACCACCAAUCCCAAUGCCGGGGAUGCUGGCGCCGGCCGAGGGCAGCAAGUCCUGUCCUUCUUCAACGGAAUCACCUACAGCGAGCCUUGGGGUCUGGGUUACGGCCUGGUCCAGAUCCUCGACUCGGCCUACGCGUCGGUAAAGAACGUCACGGUUGAGUCGGGCAUCGAGGUGCUGCACUUCCAGGAGACCGACGACACGUGGCUGUCAUUUCUCGACAUGCACGAGUCCCGCAUCACGAAGGCGGGCACGUCGAUGCUCGUGACAGCGUACAAUGUCACUCCUGCAGAUCUGUCUCCCGUGAAUGGCCCCGCGGACGGGUGGAUCGCAGACUCGGUCUUCUACGAGAAGGACGUCGCGACCGGAGAGGUGCUGUUCGAGUGGUCUGCCCUCGCGCACCUGGAAGAGGUCCCUUUCGAGGGGGCUAUUGACUACUACCCCCUCGAGGAUCUCGGCCUUAACGGAUCGUAUCCCUGGGGGCCGUUCCACAUCAACUCUGUCGACGAAUUCCCUGAUAACGAUGGGGGCUAUCUGGUCUCAUCGAGGUUUUAUUGCUCGUUGUUCAGAAUCGCGCGGGAUGGUAGCGUGGUCUGGAGGCUCGAUGGCCAGAAAGGGCAUGACUUCUCCCUCCUCAACGACCUACAGUUCGCGUACCAGCACGACGCGGUGAUCCGCUCCACGAGGCCGUCCGCGGCGGACGCCACGAAGAACGUAUACACCAUCUCCAUCUUUGACAAUGCGUGGUCGAGCACGUCCUCGCCUGCAAACGGGCGGACCAACACGCGCGGACUGGUCUUCGAGGUUGACGAGGGUGCGAUGACUGCCUCCUUGCUGCAGGCCUUUGAAGAUCCGGAAGAUCCGAUGAAGUCUGUUUCGCAAGGAAAUCUGCAGUUCACGGAAGGCAAGGGCGCGAUCAGCGGGAGAGCUGGCAGAGCUGGCAGCGGAGAGCAGCAUGCACUCCUGGGUUACGGAUCUGUGCCCAAGAUUAAGGAGUUUGAUCACAGCGGGAAGCUGGUCAUGACUGUGCAGUUUGGGGACCUGGGGAACGUGCAAAGCUAUCGAGCUUACAAGAUGCCGUGGGUAGGAAAGCCCACGGCCCGACCCGAUGCGGUUGCCCUUCGCGAAGGACCAGAAGGCGUGGUCAAGGUGUACGUCAGCUGGAACGGCGCGACAGAAGUUGAUGGGUGGCAGGUAUUCGCUAGUGCACUUGAGGAUGGAACUGGGAUGGUCAAGGUGGCAGAGGCUGCCAAGACUGGGUUUGAAACGGCUAUUGAGAUCAAAGGCUGUGGCGAGGAUGUCAAGUACGUCCGUGUACAGGCUGUGGGUGAUGGACUAGAGGGCGACGAGUCGAAAGUGGUUAAGAUUAUCUAGCGACCGAAC
Molecule: messenger RNA, 1905 nt
Organism: Microdochium trichocladiopsis
Lineage: Eukaryota; Fungi; Ascomycota; Sordariomycetes; Xylariales; Microdochiaceae
Product: ASST-domain-containing protein
Exons: 2
Coding region: 163-1896 (577 amino acids)
Source: RefSeq, a predicted model, not a curated record